Molecule: messenger RNA, 1752 nt
Organism: Glycine soja
Lineage: Eukaryota; Viridiplantae; Streptophyta; Magnoliopsida; Fabales; Fabaceae
Product: sorting nexin 1-like
Exons: 11
Coding region: 16-1386 (456 amino acids)
Cellular component (GO): endosome
Molecular function (GO): phosphatidylinositol binding
Source: RefSeq, a predicted model, not a curated record
CAAGUUGACCCGCGCAUGUACCCGCCCCGCCACCCACCGUGGGCCCGAUCGAAUAGUGUAGCCGGCCAAUCCAACUCCCCAAGCGGCAACCAGUUUCACUCUCUUCUCUUCAGCAAACCACGUUUUUCUGCGGUGCCACUGCGACACUCGCUGGCCCCCAAAACGACCAUGAACAUGAACCCCCCGCAGAGAACUCUCUCCGGUUCGUCGCAGAGCCCUAGAUCUCCGUCUUCGUCGUCGCAACCUUUUCUCUCCGUCUCCGUCACCGAUCCCGUUAAGCUCGGCAAUGGCGUCCAAGCCUAUAUCUCCUACCGCGUCAUCACCAAAACAAAUUUUCCUGAAUACCAAGGACCUGAGAAGAUUGUCAUCCGACGUUACAGUGACUUUGUCUGGUUACGUGAUCGCCUUUUUGAGAAGUACAAAGGCAUUUUCAUUCCCCCUCUUCCAGAGAAAAGUGCUGUAGAGAAAUUUCGUUUCAGUGCUGAAUUUAUUGAAAUGAGGCGGCAAGCAUUGGAUGUAUUUGUAAAUAGGAUAGCAUCACAUCAUGAACUUCAACAAAGUGAGGACCUGAGGUUGUUUUUGCAGGCAGAGGAAGAGACAAUGGAACGAUUAAGGUCACACGAGACUGGCAUAUUCAAGAAGAAACCAGCUGAUCUAAUGCAGAUUUUUAAGGAUGUGCAAUCUAAAGUCAGUGAUGUUGUCCUUGGGAAAGAGAAGCCAGUAGAAGAAUCAGAUCCUGAGUAUGAAAAAAUGAAACAUUACAUCUUUGAGCUUGAAAACCACUUGGCUGAAGCUCAAAAGCAUGCAUACCGUCUUGUGAAGAGGCACAGAGAGUUGGGGCAAUCACUGUCUGAUUUUGGAAAAGCAGUAAAACUUCUAGGUGCUUCUGAAGGAAAUGCUCUUGGAAAAGCAUUCUCUGAACUUGGGAUGAAGUCAGAGAUUUUAUCAGCCAAGUUGCAAAAGGAGGCUCAUCAGCUCUUGAUGAAUUUUGAAGAACCUUUGAAAGAUUAUGUCCGUGCGGUACAAUCUAUUAAGGCAACAAUAGCAGAGAGGGCCAAUGCCUUCAGAAGACAAUGUGAACUGGCUGAAACAAUGAAGCUAAAGGAGAUUAAUCUUGACAAGCUCAUGCUGAUUCGAUCUGAUAAAGUUGCAGAAGCUGAGCAUGAAUAUAAAGAGUUGAAGGCAGAGAGUGAACAGGCGACGAAGACAUUUGAGAUGAUUGUGAAACUAAUGAAUGAAGAGAUGGGUCGUUUUCAGGAACAGAAAACAUUAGAUAUGGGGAUUGCUUUCCAUGAAUUUGCCAAAGGUCAGGCACGUCUAGCAAAUGGUAUUGCAGACGCAUGGCGAAGUUUGCUUCCUAAACUGGAAGCAUGUUCCACCUCAUAGAGGAUUAAUCAAUGAGUUCUGCAGAGCAUAGAUAAAGUACUCUUUCAUGGGUGUUUACAGCCCUUACAGGGGCUUCUAGGGUAUGGCAAACACAGGUCGCAGCUCUUGUUUUGUAAAAGAGCUUUCAGAUUAUGUUGUAAAAGAUGUGUUUUUCUUUCUGGCCGAUUUUGUACAAAUUUUAAACAAAGUAAAAGGUUACCUAUCCGCAUUUUUAUUUUUUAUUUUGCUGCUGUUGCGUUGCGAUAUCUCUUUCUCUUGCUCUCUGAUGUUGUUGUAUAUAGUCACAGGAUUUAAAAGCACAGGAGAGAAUGUUGUUUUUGACUUUGCACAAGCUUUUGAUUUAAUAAAUUACAUAAAUCUAUUUAA